This is a messenger RNA of Tilletiaria anomala UBC 951, 940 nucleotides long. RefSeq lists its product as uncharacterized. Lineage: Eukaryota; Fungi; Basidiomycota; Exobasidiomycetes; Georgefischeriales; Tilletiariaceae. The coding region runs from base 488 to 721 and encodes 77 amino acids. The record is from RefSeq and is a predicted model, not a curated record. The transcript is spliced from 2 exons.
UAAUAUGAUCGACCGGAGAAGGAUUUGACAGCGGUUCUUAAUCCGUGGCGGGUGUAAUGUGUGGAACAUCAGCGCCCGUUGCCACCGUGACCGAACCUCGGGGACGAUCUUGUUGGAGAAAUCAUCGCAGACGCACCCGUGCGUUCGGUCGUUCUCGCCUUCUCCAUCGCUACACUGUUGUGUGACACUGUAGGGUGACGUGGUCUUAUCAAUGAUCGACGCUGGUGUUGCAACAUUGCAUCAGCAGGGCAGGAUUCACUGCUGGACAAUUGACUGCCUUCAAUCAAUUGUCAGAGUCGAGCGAGACCGCAAUUCGCGCAUCGCUGUUGGCUGUAUAAAAUAACAUGAUGGAGACUUGCAAAGCAUUUUUCAGAUACUCUGCACAUUUCUGACCUCAACUUACAGGAUAGAAAAAGCUUGAGCGCUUCCAGCCUUUGCAGAGCAGUACUGUUGCAAAUCAAUCGAGCAAGCGACGCGGGCUCCCAAUAUGGAGGCCAUCUUCAACACUACAGGCUCGAACCAGCCGAUCAAACAGCAGGCGAUGUACGAGCAAGGCAACCGGCAGCAGGAAGAGAAUGCCAAGCGCAACGGUGCUGGUCAGCCGACACAAGGUGGGGAGGGUGGCCAUGCACAAGUAGGAAGCAAAGACCCUCACGAUUUUGACCCUUCUGGCGGUCCUGGCUCGAUGGGAAACAAGCCGGUGCAAGACCUGGUAUUGUGAGCCGUCAAACCCGGCAGUAGCCCAAUCAAAGGAAGUUCCCACCUCGGAGGACACCAUGGCCGGCAAAUGACUUCCGUCACGCUGUCAAGCUCAAACUUCAUCCAAUGAAGCCCGCUAGUGUCUUUCACCGUCGAAUCAACUAACCCUUAUCGGGCGGGCCAUCGUGAGUGUUGCUGUGCGGGAUGGCGCACCGGUCGAACCUCGCAUGCACCAUCUGUA